Molecule: messenger RNA, 912 nt
Organism: Paraglomus occultum
Lineage: Eukaryota; Fungi; Glomeromycota; Glomeromycetes; Paraglomerales; Paraglomeraceae
Source: the annotation of a GenBank genome assembly
AUGUCGCCAAUAAUGGAUUUUUCACACAUUUACAACGUUUCCCUCCACAAACUACAUUCUUUCCAAGUAACCCGUCGGGAUACAACCGACGGACUUCGGAAAUUAGUACUUAUAAACAGUUUCUUAUAUAACAAAUUCGUCGCUCCGGAAGAAUAUGAACCACUUGAAUGGUCUGACGAGGAUGUCAAGAGAGACGAACUGAAUUAUCUAGAGGCAUGCUUGGAUGAUCUAAAUCAGGAGGAAGAUGAAGAUGGCUAUGUUUGUAUAUCGAGAUCGGAAGAUACAGUAUCAUCCUCGUCAGCACGAACGACGGCAGCCGAUGAGACAACGACAAUUUCAACAGUGGCUGAAGAUAUAAUACGGCCGACAAUAUUCGUCGAAUCCACCCUCGAACCAACGUCAAGACCAUUCUCUUCAAAUACAUACUCUCGCUUACCAUCCCCUCCAUCGAUACCAUCAUCUCCCGCCGAUUCCACAAUUGAUUCCUCACCUAAAUACACAGUUUCCACAGACCAUAACCAUCGUAUAAUACCAGAAUCAUCUCCGACCGGUCCACCGAACUUAUCAGCAUAUCGACCAUUCUUUGAUUCGGCCAUACAGCACGCGCUGCCAAAAUUAAACUUGACGGUGGGCGCUCCUCGAUUUUAUCAAAAGUUCUGCCUAGAUAGAGAUUAUCUAGCCGGUAUAUCUGUAGACAUGGUCGAUGGAGCAAUAACGUCAGAUCCGGUAAUGGAUUUCGUAAUAGCAGAGACAAGGAGAUAUGAUGCAGUCAAGAGAUCAAAGGACGAUCUAGAUAUAAUAACAAAAGAAAAAUGGAUCGUACAACGAUUGGUUAAUGAAAUUGAAUCGGGGAGGAUAUGGUUUAUCGAUGGAUAUGAAUCCGGACGACGACAGAAGAUGGCUUGCUUUUAA